UGGUCAGGUGCCAGCUCUCCCCACCGCAGCGUCCUUUCCAGGCCUCAGCCGUGCUGAGGAGAGUCUCCGAUGAGGAGAAGAAGGAGCCGUUGGCAUCUUCCUCUCAGCAGCAGUCCGAUUCACAUCCAGCCGAUCACCAGCCUGAACAGGGACCUCAGGGCCCUCGCCCCAGUUACACUGGCCAGGGCGGCCAGGAGUCUGAGGACUAUGAGAGCGAGGAGCAGCUGCAGCAUCGAAUCCUCACAGCAGCGCUGGAGUUUGUGCCUGAACAUGGCUGGAGUGCAGAAGCCAUUGCAGAGGGAGCCAAGACCCUGGGUCUCUCUGUUGCUGCCGCGGGGAUGUUUCACAGUGAUGGCAGUGAACUGAUCCUGCACUUUGUGUCUCAGUGCAACACCAAGCUGUCUGAGCUGCUGGAGCAGGAACAAAAACUAGUGCAGUUGGGCGAAGCAGAGAAGAAGCCUACAGAUCAAUUCCUGAGAGAUGCUGUGGAAGUCAGACUGAGGAUGCUGAUUCCAUAUAUUGAGAAAUGGCCCCAGGCUCUGAGCAUCCUGUUGCUCCCGCACAACAUCCCUUCCAGCCUCAACCUCCUCACCAGCAUGAUCGAUGAUAUAUGGCACUAUGCCGGAGACCAGUCCACAGAUUUUAACUGGUACACCCGUCGGGCUGUGCUCACUGGCAUCUACAACACCACCGAACUGGUGAUGAUGCAAGAUUCAUCCCCUGACUUCGAGGAGACUUGGCGCUUCCUGGAAAACAGAGUAGCUGACGCCAUGAACAUGGACAAUACAGCUAAUCAGGUACAGUCCACUGGAGAAGCGGUUGUCCAGGGCCUGAUGGGAGCUGCAGUUACUGUAAGUAAUGCUGAAACCAGCAGGGCC
Molecule: messenger RNA, 878 nt
Organism: Balearica regulorum gibbericeps (East African grey crowned-crane)
Lineage: Eukaryota; Metazoa; Chordata; Aves; Gruiformes; Gruidae
Source: RefSeq, a predicted model, not a curated record